Molecule: messenger RNA, 1766 nt
Organism: Periophthalmus magnuspinnatus
Lineage: Eukaryota; Metazoa; Chordata; Actinopteri; Gobiiformes; Gobiidae
Gene: matn3a
Product: matrilin 3a
Exons: 7
Coding region: 1-1623 (540 amino acids)
Molecular function (GO): calcium ion binding
Source: RefSeq, a predicted model, not a curated record
AUGACGCGUGUCCUCGUGGGGCUGGUGUACAGCGCUUGCCUGCUGUUUUGGGAUGUCGUGGCCACGUACACGCACGUGGGCGCGCUGGAGCCGCACGCGAUCGCUGCGCAAAGCUACGCACAGAGCCGCCACAACGGACGCCCCCCGGCCCGGACCCUCAACCCUGCCAUGCACAGGAGUGAUUUCACGUAUAGAGGGGGGUAUCUGUCCCACUACCAGCCUCCUCCUCCUCUUCAUCCUGGGAUCUCUUCACCUGUCCACCUGCACCCGCCCCACCUGCACCCGCCCAAUCCGCACCACCACCAACACCCGCCCAAUCCGCACCACCACCAACACCCGCCCAACCCGCACCACCACCAACACCCGCCCCUCCACAACCCGCACCACAGGCCCGCCGCAGUGCCCCCCUACCACCACCAGGGGGUCCACUCUUACCCCAUUUUCAAAGGCCCCCCUGUCAAUGCCCCUGCCCCCCUACCCUACCACCCUCCGCAGGUGUUCAAAGGACCCUUUUAUUACAAAAGCAAAGGCCCUUGCCCCGCUAAAGCAAGCCCCACUGUCCCAACUCCGCCUGUUGUCCGGACUCCACCCACUGUACCUCCCACCACGCCCCCUACCACUAUGCCCAUGACCACCACUUUGGCCACUACAACUACUCUGCCAACUACUACUACUACCCUGGCUACGACUACGCCCGUGACUCUACCGGUCAGUACCCAAAGCGGGCUCAGCACCACCAGCAGCCCAGUGGAGACAGAGACAGACUCCGAGUGCAGGAGCCGUCCUCUGGAUCUCGUCUUCAUCAUCGACAGCUCCCGCAGUGUCCGGCCCAUUGAGUUCGAGAAGGUCAAGAUUUUUCUGGCUGACAUGGUGGACACCUUGGACGUGGGCGCAGAGGGGACACGUGUGGCUGUGGUCAACUACGCCAGCACAGUCAAAGUGGAAUUCCUGCUCAAAGACCACUUCAACAAGUUGGACCUGAAGAAAGCCAUCUCCCGGAUCGAGCCCUUAGCCGCAGGAACCAUGACAGGCCUGGCUAUCAAGUCCGCCAUGACUGAAGCCUUCACCGAGGUGUCUGGCGCCCGACCUAAAGCCAGGAAGAUCUCCAAGGUGGCCAUCAUCGUGACGGACGGAAGGCCCCAGGACAACGUGGAGGAAGUGUCUGCAGCAGCGCGAGGAUCAGGCAUAGAGAUCUACGCCGUGGGGGUGGACCGCGCAGACAUGAACUCCCUUAAGCAGAUGGCCAGUAUCCCACUAGAGGAGCAUGUGUUCUAUGUGGAGACCUACGGAGUCAUCGAGAAGCUCACCUCCAAGUUCAGGGAGACGCUGUGUGGUGUGGACCCCUGUGCCAUGGGACACGACUGCCAGCACAUUUGCGUCAACAGCAACGCCUCCUUUUACUGCAAGUGCCGAACGGGCUUUAUCCUCAACGCAGACAAGAAAACGUGCUCGCUCAAACGUAACUCAGAGGUGAAGGUGGCGGUGAUAGAAGACCCCUGUAAGUGUGAGGCACGUGUGGCCUUCCAGAAGCAGACCCAGGCCGCUCUGCAGCAGCUCACCUCCAAGAUCGCCGAUGUGUCGCGGAGGAUAGAGAGCCUGGAAAGCCUGGCCGGACGAGGCUAAAAGCCGCUCUGUUCUGGGGUACGUGUGAACAGUCCCACCCAGGGGACCGUAAAACCUCCGCUGACCCCCUGACCUCCCGUUUGUUUACCCAGCAACGAUGCACCAGACCGGGCUUCCUCUGCCGCCACCUCUGCCUCCCAGUG